AUGAAUAAAUCUAAAAUAAUAGAAGAUGCAAUAUGUCAAUUAAAUUCUAUUCUUUCUUCUGCUCAUGAACAAUUUAUUUCAAAUCCUAAUGAUUUUUUUUCUCAGGAUCGUAUUUCAUCAUUAGGUAAAUACAUAUCAAUUCUAUCCAAUCUCUGUAAUUUGCUUAAUUUGUCUGGUUAUGAUGAAUUAAAACAACAUCUAGAAAAUUCUUCUUUCUCUAAUCUUCGAACUCGAUGGAAUAACUUUCUAUCUGAACUCGAUAAUCAAUCUAUACUUUCAUCAUCGUAUCCAUCGACAUUACCUUCUGAUGUUCAACUAUUGAAUGUUAAUAAUAAUGAAUUGAUUGAUUUGAAAAAUAUAUAUACAAAUCAUGAUCGAAAUUUAUUUGUUUUUCUUCAUCAAUGUCAUAUUGUCAUUAUUAGUUUUACAUCAUCAAUUGAUAGUGCCCGUCAAUGGAAAAAUGAAGUUGAAUGUCCUUUUGAUAUCUAUUGUGACAGUGAUCGUCGUCUCUACCGACAUUUUGGAUUUCCUGCUAAAGCCUAUGCUCGAGUGUGGAAUGUUCAAACGUUGGAUUAUUAUGUUGAACAAAAAUUAAGUGGAAAACAAUUACCAACGCUAUUAGACAAAAAUGAUGAUCCAAAUCAAAUGGGUGGUAAUGCUAUUACUGAUCGAAAUGGCCAAGUUAUUUGGGUUUACAAGAGUAAAACACCUACAGAUCGACCAAGUGUCCAGCAGUUGCAAUCUAUCUUAGAACACUCGAUCCAUGACGAUAGUCAUCUCAACUUCGAUAAAACAUGA
Rotaria sp. Silwood1 is the source of this 798-nucleotide messenger RNA. Lineage: Eukaryota; Metazoa; Rotifera; Eurotatoria; Philodinida; Philodinidae. The record is from the annotation of a GenBank genome assembly.